Oldenlandia corymbosa var. corymbosa is the source of this 1738-nucleotide messenger RNA. NCBI's taxonomy places the organism in Eukaryota, Viridiplantae, Streptophyta, Magnoliopsida, Gentianales, Rubiaceae. The record is from the annotation of a GenBank genome assembly.
UAUCACAUUAUUGUAAGAAAAAAGAAGUAAUACUACAAAGCUUACAGCUUUUUCCACGUUCAUGCUGUUUUUUGUAAUUCAGCAUUGCACCAAUAGAAUUCAAUCUUCAGCAAAGUUCUGUUCAUUUCCAGCUUUUGCUUUCCUGGAAAUGGAGAUUACAGGAUUUGUAUUUGUCAUUUUUCUCGUCUACCUCGUAUCCCGCAUUUACAAGCUAGUUCUGCAGAGGAGGAACCAAUGUUGUUACAUGCUAAGUUAUGAAUGUUAUAAGGCUCCCCAAGACAGGAAGUUAAACACGGAUUUGUGCGCUUCGAUGGUCUUGAGAAACAAAAAUCUGGGCUUGGAAGAGUACAGAUUUCUGUUGCAGACUAUUGUCAACUCAGGCAUUGGUGAGGAUACUUAUGCCCCUAAAAAUGUCAUAUUGGGCAGGGAGGCGGAUCCCCUUUUAGACGAUUCCAUAAUGGAAAUGGACGAUCUCAUGUUUGAUACGCUCGACAACCUUUUCGAGAAAUCAGGGAUUUCCCCUCAGGAAAUUGAUAUACUGGUGGUGAAUGUGUCACUGCUGUCAGCUGUUCCAUCCUUAACGGCGCGAGUUAUUAACCGUUACAAUAUGAGAUCCGAUGUUAAGGCAUUCAAUCUGUCUGGAAUGGGGUGUAGCGCGAGCCUUGUCGCCAUUGAUCUGGUCCAACAACUGUUUAAAGUUCAUAAGAAUUCUCUUGCCGUUGUUGUUAGCACUGAAGCUUUGGGUGCAAGUUGGUACCGCGGCAAAGAGAAGUCCAUGAUGUUGUCGAAUUGCUUGUUCCGGUCUGGUGGUUGCUCAAUGCUGUUCACGAAUAACAAUGCGCUUAAGCAUCGGGCGAUCCUGAAGCUAAAAUGCAUGGUCAGGACUCAUUAUGGAUCAAACGAUGAAGCAUAUGACUGCUGCAUCCAAAUGGAGGAUGAUCAAGGUUAUCGUGGUUUUCGCCUCACGAAGAAGCUAGUUAAAUCUGCAGCUCAGAGUUUCAUCAUAAACCUGAAAGUCCUGGGGCCUAAAAUGCUUCCAGUUUGGGAAUUAGUUCGCUACGCUGUGGUAUCCAUUCAGAACAGUAAACUGAAAGGUGCAUUGGCUCCAAAUCUGAAAGCUGGAACAGAACAUUUUUGCAUACAUCCUGGCGGAAAGGCCGUGAUUGAUGGCGUUGGAAAGAGCUUAAAUCUUUCGGAUCAUGAUCUUGAACCGGCUAAAAUGACGCUUCAUAGAUUUGGUAACACUUCUGCAGGUGGGCUCUGGUAUGUUUUAGGCUACAUGGAAGCUAAGAAGAGACUCAGAAAAGGUGACAGGAUACUGAUGAUCAGUUUUGGAGCUGGAUUCAAGUGUAACAAUUGUGUGUGGGAAGUCAUGAGGGAUUUGAAGGAUGCAAACGUCUGGGAAGACUGCAUCGACAAGUACCCUGUGAAUUCUGUGGCCAAUCCUUUUAUGGAGAAAUAUGGAUGGAUACAUGAUGAGCAUAUGAGCUUCAUUAGAAUGGAGGAUACAAGUUUUUUCACUUGAUUAGCUUCGAAAUUUGUCCUUUCCCUGGAUUGUGCUCUGUCUGUUUCCUAAAUGUUUUCGUUUCACUCUGCAUUUUCUAGAUCUAAUUGAUUUAAGCUGUUUUGACUAUGCCCUCACGAUGGCAAGCAGUAUGUUGAAUCUUCAUUAUAUGAAAUACAAUGGUGCAACAGUUUAGUGUUUGUUUCAACGAAAUGAAAGAAAUUCCCAAAGAGC